AUGUCGUGCGUCCAUUAUAAGUUCUCCUCCCAGCUGAACUAUGCCACGGUCACCUUCAACGGCCUCCACAUCUCCCUGUGCGACCUCAAGCGCCAGAUCAUGGGCCGCGAGAAGCUGAAGGCGGCCAACUGCGACCUGCAGAUCACCAACGCCCAGAGCAAAGAAGAAUACACCGAUGAUCGGGCCCUGAUUCCUAAGAAUUCCUCAGUAAUUGUUAGAAGAAUCCCUGCGGGAGGAGUUAAAGCUACCAGCAAAACCUGUGUUCUAAGUCGAACUGCGCCAGUGAGCGGAACACCAAAAGCAAUUGAUGACCCUUCUGCACCUCUUUCGCUGGCCCAGCUUAUUAAGACCGCCGAUCUGGCUGAAGCCAAUGCUUCUGAAGAAGAGAAAAUAAAAGCUAUGAUGAUGCAGUCUUGCUGUGCGUAUGAUCCAAUCAAUUACAUGAAGAAACCCUUGGCUCCACCUCCACCAUCAUAUACUUGCUUUCGUUGUGGAAAACCGGGCCACUAUAGGAAGAACUGCCCAACAACUGGGGACAAAAAAUUUGAGUCUGUUCCCAGAAUUAAAAUGAGCACCGGAAUUCCAAGGAGUUUCAUGAUGGAGGUGGAAGAUCCCAGUAUAAAGGGUGCUAUGCUGACAAGCAGGGGAAAAUAUGCAAUCCCAACGAUUAAUGCGGAAGCUUAUGCUAGAGGAAAGAAGGAAAAGCCUCCCUUUCUACCAGAGGAGCCCUCCUCCUCCUCCUCUUUCUCCUCCUCCGCCCUCUCAGAUGAUCCUCUUCCAGAGGAGCUGUCAUGUGUCAUUUGUAAAGAUAUCAUGACUGAUGCCGCUGUUAUUCCCUGCUGCGGAAACAGUUUUUGUGACGAAUGUAUUAGAACAGUGUUACUGGACUCUGAGGAACAUACAUGCCCAACGUGUCAUCAGACAGAUGUUUCUCCUGAUUCUUUAAUUGCCAACCAGUUCCUACGCAAGGCUGUGAACAACUUCAAAAAUGGAACUGGCUACACAAAAAGGCUCCGUCAGCAGAUUCAACAGCCACAGCAGCCGCCACUGCCGCCACCUCCACCACCGCUCAUGACUGUUAUAUCUCCUGCUGCUCUGAUGGUAAACAUCUAA
This is a messenger RNA of Gavia stellata (red-throated loon), 1113 nucleotides long. Its product is annotated as E3 ubiquitin-protein ligase RBBP6-like. Gene Ontology annotation, molecular function: ubiquitin protein ligase activity; zinc ion binding; nucleic acid binding. Lineage: Eukaryota; Metazoa; Chordata; Aves; Gaviiformes; Gaviidae. The transcript is spliced from 11 exons. The coding region runs from base 1 to 1113 and encodes 370 amino acids. Gene Ontology annotation, biological process: protein ubiquitination; ubiquitin-dependent protein catabolic process; mRNA processing. Gene Ontology annotation, cellular component: nucleus. The record is from RefSeq and is a predicted model, not a curated record.